This is a messenger RNA of Salvia hispanica, 3778 nucleotides long. RefSeq names its product topless-related protein 3-like. Lineage: Eukaryota; Viridiplantae; Streptophyta; Magnoliopsida; Lamiales; Lamiaceae. Gene Ontology annotation, molecular function: protein binding. Gene Ontology annotation, biological process: regulation of DNA-templated transcription. The record is from RefSeq and is a predicted model, not a curated record.
UUCCCCACCACCUCUAAUUCUACUUUCUCUCUCUCCUUCCAUAUAUACAAGUCUCAUCUCUCUUUGUUUGUGUAUAUAACAAGUUCUAUCUCUCUCUCUGUGCCUUUCCUUCUCGUCGCAGCCUGUGUUUUUAGAGAAACCCUAGAGAGGAGAAAACAUUGGGAGGAGUUGUUGUGUGGAGCCAUCAGAAUUUGUUUUUGAGGGGUUCGAUCUGUGGAUUUUAGCUUUAGAUUCUGCGAAAUCUGAGGUCGGAAAUGUCGUCGCUCAGCAGAGAGUUGGUUUUCUUAAUUCUUCAGUUCCUCGAGGAGGAGAAAUUCAAGGAGUCCGUUCACAAGCUUGAACAAGAAUCGGGCUUUUUCUUUAACAUGAAAUACUUUGAGGAGAAGGUCCACGCUGGUGAAUGGGAUGAAGUCGAGAAGUACUUGUCUGGAUUUACUAAAGUAGAUGACAACAGAUACUCAAUGAAGAUAUUUUUUGAAAUCCGAAAGCAGAAAUAUCUUGAAGCUCUUGAUCGGCAAGACAAAGCGAAGGCUGUUGAGAUCCUGGUGAAUGACUUGAAGGUCUUCUCAACAUUUAAUGAAGAUCUAUACAAGGAAAUUACUCAGUUAUUGACACUUGGCAAUUUCAGGGAGAAUGAGCAGCUUUCCAAAUACGGUGACACUAAGACUGCUCGCAGCAUAAUGUUAAUAGAACUCAAAAAGCUAAUUGAAGCUAAUCCUCUUUUCCGUGAAAAGCUUGGUUUUCCUACUUUGAAGUCAUCUAGAUUGAGAACACUUAUUAACCAAAGUUUGAAUUGGCAGCACCAACUCUGUAAGAAUCCUAGGCCAAAUCCAGAUAUUAAGACUUUAUUCAAUGACCAUACAUGCAGUCCCCCAAAUGGGGCUCUUGCACCUACUCCUGUUAAUCUCCCCACACCUGCAGUUGCAAAGCCUGCUGCAUACACAUCUCUUGGAGCUCAUGGGCCAUUCCCACCUACUGCAGCUGCAGCCAAUGCUAAUGCCUUAGCUGGUUGGAUGGUAAAUGCCGCUGCAUCUUCAUCUGUUCAAGCAGCUGUUGUUACAGCUUCUUCCUUGCCUGUCCCACCCAAUCAAGUUUCAAUUUUAAAGCGCCCAAUUACUCCCCCAGCAACUCUUGGUAUGAUGGUUGAAUACCCAAAUGCUGAUCACGAGCAACUUAUGAAGCGUUUGCGUCCUGCACAGUCAGUUGAAGAGGUCACAUAUCCUACAAUUCGUCAGCAGGCAUCUUGGUCUCUGGAUGAUUUGCCAAGAACUGUGGCCUUUACACUGCAUCAGGGAUCUGCCGUAACAAGCAUGGACUUUCAUCCAUCACACCAAACAUUACUUCUUGUGGGCUGCAAUAGUGGUGAAAUAACUCUUUGGGAAGCCGGAAUAAGAGAGAAGUUAUGUUCAAAGCCAUUCAAGAUUUGGGAGAUGCAAGCUUGCACAUUAACUUUCCAGGCUUCUGCUGCCAAGGAUGCACCAUUUUCUGUGAGCCGCGUUACUUGGAGUCCAGAUGGGAGUUUCUGUGGAGCUGCAUUUUCCAAGCACUUAAUCCAUUUAUAUGCAUAUACGGGGCCAAAUGAUUUACGCCAGCAUUUGGAGAUCGAUGCUCACUCAGGAGGAGUCAAUGACAUUGCUUUUGCUCAUCCAAAUAAGCAACUGUGUGUGGUGACUUGUGGGGAUGACAAGCUUAUAAAGGUGUGGGAUUUGACAGGAAGAAAGCUUUUCAACUUUGAGGGCCAUGAAGCACCUGUUUAUUCAAUUUGCCCUCAUCAGAAAGAGAAUAUUCAGUUUAUUUUCUCAACUGCUGUUGAUGGAAAAAUCAAAGCUUGGCUUUAUGAUAACAUGGGAUCCAGAGUUGACUAUGAUGCUCCUGGGCAUUGGUGUACCACUAUGCUAUAUAGUGCAGAUGGGGGCAGGUUGUUCUCCUGUGGAGCCGGGAAAGAUGGGGACGCUCAUCUGGUCGAGUGGAAUGAAAGUGAAGGGGCAAUAAAAAGAACUUAUACUGGAUUUAGAAAGAAGUGUGGUGGUGUUCUGCAAUUUGAUACUACACAGAAUCAUUUUCUUGCUGUAGGUGAAGAUAGCCAGAUAAAGUUCUGGGACAUGGAUAACAUCAACGUACUUACAACUACGGAUGCAGAUGGUGGUAUUCCGAGUCUUCCACGCUUGAGAUUUAAUAAGGAAGGCAAUCUGCUUGCUGUUACUACUACUGACAAUGGAAUCAAGAUACUAGCGAAUGCUACUGGUAUGAGAUCCUUGAGAACAGUUGAAGCCCCACCUUUUGAGGCAUUAAGAUCUCCUCUGGAAGCUGCAGCUAUUAAGGCUUCAGGAUCUGCUGUUCCAAGUGUCGCUCCUAAAGUGGAAAGAAGCUCUCCUGUUAGGCCAUCUCUCAUCCUUAACGGUGUAGAUUCCAUGGCUAGAAGUGUGGAAAAGCCUAGAGCUUUGGAUGAUGUUAAUGAUAAGAUGAAACCUGUGCAGUUAACUGAAAUCAUGGAUCCUGCUCAUUGCCGCAUGGUCACCAUGCCGGAUAGCGCCGAUGCUACCAACAAGGUUGCUCGGCUCCUUUAUACAAAUUCUGGUGUUGGUAUAUUGGCCCUUGGAUCAAAUGGCAUCCAAAAGCUUUGGAAGUGGGUCCGCAAUGAGCAAAACCCAAGUGGAAAGGCCACUGCCAGUGUUGUUCCUCAACAUUGGCAACCAAACAGUGGUCUUCUUAUGACUAAUGACAUCACAGGCGUUAACCUUGAGGAAGCUGUUCCAUGCAUUGCUCUCUCAAAGAAUGACUCCUAUGUAAUGUCAGCUGCUGGUGGAAAAGUUUCGUUGUUCAAUAUGAUGACAUUCAAAGUGAUGACAACAUUUAUGCCACCACCACCUGCUUCCACUUUCUUGGCGUUCCACCCACAAGAUAACAACAUAAUAGCAAUUGGAAUGGAGGACUCAACCAUCCACAUCUACAAUGUGAGAGUUGAUGAGGUGAAAUCAAAACUGAAAGGCCAUCAGAAGCGCAUUACUGGAUUAGCUUUUUCUACUACCCUAAACAUAUUGGUGUCUUCUGGUGCUGAUGCUCAACUUUGCACAUGGAGCAUUGACACGUGGGAGAAGAGAAAGGCGGUUCCAAUACAACUUCCUGCGGGUAAAGCACCUACUGGUGACACCCGAGUGCAGUUCCACUCGGACCAAGUUCGCUUGCUUGUAGCCCACGAAACUCAGUUAGCAAUAUAUGAUGCUUCCAAGAUGGAACGCGUACGCCAGUGGGUCCCACAAGAUGCCCUUUCUGCUCCUAUAUCCUGUGCAGCAUACUCAUGUAACAGUCAGCUUGUUUUUGCUUCCUUUAUUGAUGGGAACGUUGGAGUAUUUGACGCCGAUACAUUGAGAUUAAGAUGCCGAGUUGCUCCCACUGCAUAUUUGUCCCAAUCAGCAAUAAAUGGAAGCCAAGCUGUAUCUCCGGUGGUGGUGGCAGCUCAUCCUCAGGAAGCAAACCAAUUCGCUGUUGGAUUGACAGAUGGGUCUGUUAAAGUGAUAGAACCGACAGAAUCCGAUGGAAAGUGGGGUGUAUCACCUCCUGCAGACAAUGGAGUACUAAACGGCAGGACUGGUUCAUCGUCCACAGCUAGCAACCAUGCAGCCGAUCAGAUCCAAAGAUGAUUUUUCUUCUUUUUCCUUUGAUUCUACAUUCAUCAUGUGUAUCUUAUUAGUGUAGUUUGUAGGUAUUCAGUCACCCUUGUUAGUAUCCUCAUUAAUUCCAGAAUUGACAUGGUUAGAUAUGAUCAUAUUGUGUGCAA